CAGGGAGAUUCGAUAUAGUGCACCGUUUUUUGAUAUGGAAUGUCUGUUUUGGUUUAUGAACAUCGAAUAAUUUUGCCUGUUUUAAUUGACUCUAUAAACAGCGGAAUUAACAUAAGCCCUUUGCUGAACCCUCAUCACAGUACCAGCCAAGAGCUUCCUUCGCCGAAUCUGAAACCCAGGCACCGGGAUUUGAUCGCUACACCUUGUGGUCCAAUUAAGCCCUGGUCAGAGCUGUCCUGCUUAGUGAAGUUAUAUUACUUCUUUGCAGUACUUUCACUCAUGACAGUUAUGGCAGUCACUGUCUGGAACAUUUACAACCAAAACAAAGAUAAGGCACAUGGAGAGGAUUUCACUGUAUCCUUGAUACAGCUCAUCAGUACAUUUUUUUGUUGCUAUUAUAUCACACGAGGAGUCCUGCAGGAGAACCACCAAGAACUUAUUGCCUUUGUUGUCAGUGUGCUUGUGGUCAUGAUUCGAUCCAUUGCAAAUUUUAUUGUUAGCCAGUACAAGGAAAACAACAGCCUUAUUCUGGUUCGAUUUGUUUGCAUCACAUGUGUUGGCAUUCUUCAUGUCAUCUGUAGCAUAAUUCUCAUCUGCACACCCAAUAUGAUGUCUUUUCGAGUUGGGGGUGCCCUGGAAAGUCUACAAGAUCAAUACUUCCUCCUUAAUCUCUCCUUUUCUUUGGUGACAUUUGACCUCCAGGCACAGAUCUGCCUUUGUAUUCUUGUGCUGUCAUCUGGAUUAUAUGACAUCUCAUAUUCUCACAGCAUACUUCUAGGUUUUGGGAUCUUCUGGGUAUCCCUUACAGCGGCAGUAGGAGUGAUAGCGGUUUUGAAAGAAAAGAAGGUUCUAGUAUGGAUUUUUUUACUGCAGAGCUUGCCUGAGUUGGCCUAUCUUAUUUAUUUAUUCUACUUGGUCAUUAAGGAAUGGGGAGCUGGUGAGUCAUAUGUAUUGGAGGCUGCAACCAUCAUUGGCGCAUUUACAUCUGUUUUUAUUAAGGCUGUUCUCUUCUGGACACUUCAAAGACUGUGCAGGUGCUUUGGACAAGGACUUCAAGAAAGGAUGUUUGCCACUGAGGAGCAAGACAAGAUUUGUUCGUGAUCCAGCACCAUUUUCGAUGUGAAUCCAAAAGCAAGAGUGAAGCUGAAUCACAUGGAGACGUUGCUUGUCAACCAUUUUAAGCAGCUAGUUGUUCAUUCCUUGCAUUGUUUCAAUUUAGGCAAAUAAACCCACUAGAAACAUUAUUCAAGAACUUUUACAUAAUAUUUUUCAGGCAGAGCUGAAUAUUUUUGUCAGUUUUAUCCAUGCAUCACAAUUGUAUAAUAAAUUACGGAUUUUUAUUUUGUACAAAUGAGCAUCUGAAAAAAUUUCAUUUAUUUUGUUAGCUUCUGCAUAUGGAUAACAGAUUUUAUUGAGGGAUCAAUUUUGAAAUUUUAACAAAGAAGAAAAGUGACAAUGAAAAAGAAAUUGCUAUAUUGAAAGUUUUCUGCUCUGCACUAUAUUGUAUGCUUUGCACUAAAGCACCUUGCUAAGUAAUUCAUGUAAUGUUGGGGAAAAAUGAAAAAAAAUACUACAUAUGUUAUAUACCAUAAGCUUGACUAAAGUGAAUACAGUGUCACUGAGGUGUAGGGUUUAUCUAUAUUAAUGUGCUCUGAGGUGAACUGGUUCUCUGGUCAGGGCAGGUCAGUGCAUUGCACCUGAUGCUUCCAUGGUGGACUUUGACCCAUUGUUGAACAUUUAUUGGAUUAAACAGUUUUGUAAAUAUUCUGGAUUUAUAUUCUGGAUUUUCUGCAUGAAAUUAGGAAUUUUUAUCCUAUUGGUCAUUUUUUCCUCUUGCGUCUCAAAGACAGGUUAAUUUUUCACUGUAAAAUGACCUCUUAUAAGUGAGUAAUAGUGUGUGUGAUGGAUUUGCACUCCACCCAUUGCUGGUUCAUGCUUUGCUCCAGAUGUGGAAGAAUUUUGGCACCCUGUGACCCAGAACUGGAUUAACCAGAUAUGAUAAUGGAUGGAUUAUUGUUUGCACCAAGGUCUGAAUGAUGUAUAUUUGUGCUUUCCUAGAAGCUCUUUUGCAAGAAACUAAGGACAGACUCGCACAUUUUCAUCAUGCUGUUUAUGUUCACUAUAUUCAUUUGCCUUCCUAUUUCUUUCUUUAAACAUUUUUAUAUUGUUUUAGGAAAUAAAAAACAUUAUUUUUCAGAGCUUGUUCAGAAGCUUUCAUAGAGUUUUAAAUUAUAUUGUAACUAUAAUAACUCUAAAUAUAUCAACCUUUUCAUGA
Erpetoichthys calabaricus (reedfish) is the source of this 2275-nucleotide messenger RNA. RefSeq lists its product as uncharacterized. The coding region runs from base 40 to 1101 and encodes 353 amino acids. NCBI's taxonomy places the organism in Eukaryota, Metazoa, Chordata, Cladistia, Polypteriformes, Polypteridae. The transcript is spliced from 9 exons. The record is from RefSeq and is a predicted model, not a curated record.